UUGGCCCGCGGCCCUGGGAGGCGGCCAAUGACUGCGCUCGGGUAGAGCCGCGAGGCCAAUAUGGCUUCCUGCACCUGGUGACGGUUGAAGAAACGGUGUUAGGUCUCAUGGAGAAGACCCGGGCCGUCGAGGAAGCUCCAUCUUCAGAACCUAUGGAGGAGGAAGAGGAAGAGGAGGACGAUUUGGAGCUCUUUGGUGGCUAUGACAGUUUCCGGAGCUAUAACAGCAGUGCGGGCAGCGAGAGCAGCUCCUAUCUGGAGGAGUCAAGUGAAGCAGAAAAUGAGGAUCGGGAAGCAGGGGAGCUGCCCACCUCUCCCCUGCAUCUGCUCAGCCCUGGGACUCCCCGCUCCUUGGAUGGCAGUGGUUCUGAGCCAGCUGUCUGUGAGAUGUGUGGUAUCGUGGGUACAAGGGAAGCCUUCUUCUCCAAGACUAAGAGAUUCUGCAGCGUCUCCUGUUCUAGGAGCUACUCCUCCAACUCCAAGAAAGCCAGUAUCUUGGCCAGAUUACAGGGAAAACCACCUACCAAGAAAGCCAAAGUCCUCCACAAGGCGGCCUGGUCUGCCAAAAUUGGAGCCUUCCUCCACUCCCAAGGGACAGGACAGCUGGCAGAUGGGACGCCAACUGGGCAAGAUGCGCUGGUCUUGGGUUUCGACUGGGGGAAGUUCCUGAAGGAUCACAGUUACAAAGCUGCUCCUGUCAGCUGUUUUAAGCAUGUCCCACUGUAUGACCAGUGGGAGGACGUGAUGAAGGGGAUGAAGGUGGAGGUGCUCAAUAGCGACGCUGUGCUCCCCAGCCGGGUGUACUGGAUUGCCUCUGUCAUUCAGGCCGCAGGGUACCGGGUGCUGCUCCGGUAUGAGGGCUUUGAGAAUGACGCCAGCCAUGACUUCUGGUGCAACCUGGGAACGGUGGAUGUCCACCCCAUUGGCUGGUGUGCCAUCAACAGCAAGAUCCUGGUGCCCCCGCGGACCAUCCAUGCCAAGUUCACCGACUGGAAGGGGUACCUCAUGAAACGGUUGGUGGGCUCCAGGACGCUUCCUGUGGAUUUCCAUAUCAAGAUGGUGGAGAGCAUGAAGUACCCUUUUCGGCAAGGCAUGCGGCUGGAGGUGGUGGACAAGGCCCAGGUGUCACGGACCCGCAUGGCCGUUGUGGACACAGUAAUUGGGGGUCGCCUUCGGCUCCUCUAUGAGGAUGGCGACAGCGAUGACGACUUCUGGUGCCACAUGUGGAGCCCCCUGAUCCACCCAGUGGGUUGGUCACGGCGCGUUGGCCAUGGCAUCAAGCUUUCAGAGAGGCGCAGUGACAUGGCCCACCAUCCCACCUUCCGGAAAAUCUACUGUGAUGCUGUUCCUUACCUGUUCAAGAAGGUUCGAGCUGUCUACACGGAAGGUGGUUGGUUUGAGGAAGGGAUGAAACUGGAAGCCAUUGACCCCCUGAAUCUGGGCAACAUCUGCGUGGCAACUAUCUGCAAGGUUCUCCUGGACGGCUACCUCAUGAUCUGUGUGGACGGGGGACCUUCCACAGAUGGCUCAGACUGGUUCUGUUACCAUGCCUCCUCCCACGCUAUCUUCCCAGCUACCUUCUGCCAAAAGAAUGACAUUGAGCUCACACCACCUAAAGGCUACGAAUCACACACUUUCAGCUGGGACACCUACUUGGAGAAGACCAAGUCAAAAGCAGCUCCAUCGAGACUCUUUAACAUGGACUGCCCCAACCACGGCUUCAAGGUGGGCAUGAAGCUGGAGGCCGUGGACCUGAUGGAACCCCGGCUCAUCUGCGUGGCCACGGUGAAGCGGGUGGUGCAUAGGCUCCUCAGCAUCCACUUUGACGGCUGGGACAGCGAAUACGACCAGUGGGUGGACUGUGAGUCUCCGGACAUCUACCCCGUCGGCUGGUGUGAGCUCACCGGCUACCAGCUCCAGCCACCAGUGGCCGCAGAGCCGACCACACCUCUGAAGGCCAAAGAGGCCACGAAGAAGAAAAAGAAACAGUUUGGGAAGAAAAGGAAAAGAAUACCACCGAGCAAGACCCGGCCCCUCAGACAGGGGUCCAAGAAGCCCCUGCUGGAGGACGACCUGCAGGCCGCCGAGAAGAUCUCAUCGGAGCCUGUUCCUGAAGAGAAGAGAAUUUGAUCCUGACUCCUUUGCUAAAGGCACUAGGAAAGCCCGCCCGCUGUAGAAACCAGGCCCAGAAAGUGGCCUGUCCCUGCAACCUGCAUUCCCCAGAACGUGACUACAUUUGGAACCUGUGAAGAUCAAGGACAGAGGGGCCAUGCCCUCCCCUGCUAUUACUUACACCCCAGACCUGGGCCGUGAUGGAUCAGUGGCCUUAGACCCCCCCCACCCCACCGCCAGGAGGAAGACAGCCUGGGUAUGCACUUUGGCUCUGCUGUGCACCCACGGAGGGCUUGCAGGGUCGUGUUCCCAGCUGAAGCUAGCUCAUCACCCCCAAAGCCCCUGCAGUUUGGAGGGCCAGCUCCGGGGCUUCUGGGGAAACUGGACCAUAUAAGAUCAUAACCUUUAGCUCCUUCCUGGAUGAAGAAGUGAUGCCUGCGCGUGCCCCAAUAAGGAUGGCAGGGGCGGAGGACAAGUCUGGCUGCCAUUCCAGCCCUCAACUGGCCUCCCCGGACUUCCUGAAGUCGUUUGUCAGAUUUCUGUUUCUUAGAGCAGAGUGUAUUGUGAUCAGGCACCUCCCAGUAUCGAUUACGAAGGCUGGCUUCACACAGGACGAUGAAUAAAUGCUGCCUGUCAUCUUUUGAGUGCCCCAUCUCCAUAGCAA
Molecule: messenger RNA, 2775 nt
Organism: Herpailurus yagouaroundi (jaguarundi)
Lineage: Eukaryota; Metazoa; Chordata; Mammalia; Carnivora; Felidae
Gene: L3MBTL2
Product: L3MBTL histone methyl-lysine binding protein 2
Exons: 17
Coding region: 108-2129 (673 amino acids)
Biological process (GO): negative regulation of DNA-templated transcription
Cellular component (GO): nucleus
Molecular function (GO): zinc ion binding; chromatin binding
Source: RefSeq, a predicted model, not a curated record